This is a messenger RNA of Mesorhabditis belari, 546 nucleotides long. The record is from the annotation of a GenBank genome assembly. Lineage: Eukaryota; Metazoa; Nematoda; Chromadorea; Rhabditida; Rhabditidae.
AUGUUGGCUGCCUUCAAAACAACCCAAGUCGAGGAGGGAGCGGUUUCUACACAAGCCACAGCUAUUUUGAAAGAGUUGGAUACCCUCGAAAUCUUCAUUCAGAAACAAGCGCUGAUCGCGGAUUUGUGCGUGAAAGAGCAAAAAGAAUACGAAGAGCAGUGCCAAGCUAUAGAGGAUCAAAUUGCGGAAACUCGUCAAAAGAUGAAAGAAGCAGAAGUUGCACUGGCCGAAGCUCGAAUAGUCCGCAAGAACAAACAAGAAUACGACGCACUUGGAAAGAAAGUCGAAGAAUUUCCGAGCCGUCCCGAAACAACACGAAAACUCGAAGAGGUAAAUGAUGAAUUGGAACGCCUUCAACAGCGACAACAAUUGCUCGAGGAUAAGUUGAGUGAAAGACGACAACGCCUUUAUGAGUUGGAACAAAUUAUUAGCAAUGUGCACCAAUAUUUACGGGAAGAUGACGACCAGCUCUUUGAUGUUUCCGGUGACUCAGAGGAGGACUCGAAAGUGAAAGAUGAUCGCGAAGAAAAUACACCCAUGGAGGAC